AUGUGUGAAUUCGUUAAAAGUGAAAAGAAUACAGACCUGCUAAUUUUUAAAGGCUAUUUAUACAAAUUAGAACGCACAACUAAUGAAAAAACAAUUUGGCGCUGUAUUGAAAAUAAUAGUAAAAAAUGUCCGGGUCGAGUACAUGUAGAAAAGGGAGAAGUAACAAAAGAAAGUAAGCGUGAACAUAACCAUCGGCCGGGUCGUUCAAAAAUUGAAGCAAAACAGGCUAUUGAAAAUAUGAAAAAAAUAGCAAAAGAAACAGAGCUGAGUUCACAAGUAGUUUUGAGUACUAUGUCGAAAGAGAUAACUGAAUCUGUCGCAAGUAAAUUACCUGGAAUUUCUUCAAUGAAAAAAACGAUACAACGUAUUCGUCAAAAAGAAAUUAUGGCACCAGCAAAUCCUAGAACAUUAGAUGAGCUAGUAAUUCCUGCGGAGUACAAAACAAUAACAAUUGAUGGUAAGCCAUUUUUGUUAUAUGACAGUAACGAUGAAAAAUCAGAUGGUACAUUCUCUAGUGCACCAUCUAUUUUUUUACCAACUAAAUACCAUUCAUGGUAUACAAUACAGUAA
This is a messenger RNA of Metopolophium dirhodum (rose-grain aphid), 570 nucleotides long. RefSeq lists its product as uncharacterized. The record is from RefSeq and is a predicted model, not a curated record. The transcript is spliced from 3 exons. The coding region runs from base 1 to 570 and encodes 189 amino acids. Lineage: Eukaryota; Metazoa; Arthropoda; Insecta; Hemiptera; Aphididae.